Molecule: messenger RNA, 633 nt
Organism: Gongylonema pulchrum
Lineage: Eukaryota; Metazoa; Nematoda; Chromadorea; Rhabditida; Gongylonematidae
Source: the annotation of a GenBank genome assembly
AUGUCUGUUAAUAGCAGUAGGUUUUCGACGCCCGAAGCGAGUAGCAAAUUUGUGGUUCCCGGUGAUCGGCUCUUCCCAAUUAGCGAAGACCUGAAAGCUGGCACUGGCACUUAUGAAUUGUACGGCUAUAUACAUGCUUCGCUUGCCGGAAAGCUUCAUAUGUAUACGAGUAAUGAUCAUGGCAAGGAAAUCAAAGUGGUAGAAGUGCGAAGGGAAUCCGAAAAAGACAAGAGUCAUGUUAUGCCAUAUAUCGGAUGUAUUGUUACAGCUAAGGUGCAAAAUAUUGGUCAACGAUUUGCGAAAUGUUCAAUACACUGUGUGGAAAAUUCUACUCUCUCAAAUGAGUUCAGUGGAAUCCUGAGGAAGGAGGAUAUAAUGCCUGUUGAAAAAGAAAAAAUCAAGUUGCAUCAGUGUGUUCAUCCCGGUGAUGUUAUUUUGGCGCGUGUCAUUGGUUUUGGCGAAAAUCUUAGUUCGUAUUUGCUGAGUACAUCCGAAGAUGAAUUGGGCGUUGUAAGUGGUAUCGGUGAUUUGGGCGAAAAAUUAACGCCAUGCUCACAGAACGAAGUGAAAUCAGUCGUUACGGGUAUGCGUGAACCACGAAAAGUUGCCCAAAUAGCCGAUUUGAAUCGAUAA